UGGAAGGCAACCUAACGUACAAUCACUCAAACUAUUAAAUAAUUAAUGUGAUAUUAUUGCCGUAUUUUUGCUAUUUUCAUCUGUUGUUGGUUUAAAGGUGUUUGUUGACAGUGGUCGUCAGCUGACAGGGGAAAAUAUAACCUAAAUGUUUUGACAAAACGGAAAGAAUGUCAAUGUUUCGGACUUUCAGUAGGAAUUUUCCCUACCUGAGGCAACAGUUCGCUGCGCUGCUUGGAAAUACUAGUACAGCGGUGAAGUUCAUCUGUGCAGUAGUACUAAUAAGUUACUGUUUUUCAUUUUCUGAUGGAGCCAUCAAUAUACUCUCUGUCACACCUGGACUUCUUAUGCCCCCAUCUUUCUGGCUGUGGACAGCGUUCACGUUCUGUUUUCUAGAGGUCCAUUUCUGGGAGGUGCUAGUGGACAUUGUGACUGUGGGACUCUGCGGGAAGUUAAUUGAACCAUUAUGGGGGCAACAAGAGAUGCUGACAUUCUUUGCUGUGGUCAACUUGGGUGUAGCUGUUAUAAGCACUACAUUCUACCUGUUAUUAUAUAUGUGCACAUUUAACACUGAUCUACUAUUCACAGUACAUAUUCAUGGAUUAGCAGGCUAUAUUGCUGGUGUUUCAGUGGCUGUUAAGCAGAUCAUGCCAGACCUUGUCUUGAUCAAAACACCAAUGGGAAAAUUAAGCAAUAGGGAUGUUCCCUUGAUGGUAUUCUUUCUGACACUUGUUGUUUGGUUGAUUGGUUUGUUGGAGGGUACCUAUCCUACAAUGUUCUUGAGUGGAUUGUUGGUCAGCUGGGUGUACCUGAGGUUCUAUCAGAGGCACAGCAAUGGCAGCAGAGGAGACAUGGCUGACUAUUUUACAUUUGCAAGCUUCUUUCCAAACGUCAUCCAACCACCUAUAGCGCUUGUCAGUAAUACAAUACAUGGAGCAUUAGUUAAAGUAGGUAUUUGUAGGAAAGUUGUGAGGAGGUUUGACAUUUCCAAUCCAACUGGUGUCACCAUAUCAGUGCCAGGAGCUGAUCAACAUGAUAUGGAGAGGAGAAGACAAAUUGCUCUCAAAGCCUUAAGUGAUAGACUAUCAAAGUCGCACCAUCAAGACAAACAACCACUACUUCCAAAGACAAAUAAUCCGAAGAUCGGCAGAUCCACGCAAUCAUCGUCAAUUCCUUCAACGAGCGGAGUCCAGGUUCAUCCAAGCAACCCGGUCAUAAGUCCAACGAUUACGCCGAAAACGUAAUCUCCGCUACUAGCCGUAAUUGCUACUAGCUAUUAUAACUACAUCUAAUAACUCUAACUUAUAUAAAAUAAUUACAUUUGAAAUAUUU
Molecule: messenger RNA, 1329 nt
Organism: Nicrophorus vespilloides
Lineage: Eukaryota; Metazoa; Arthropoda; Insecta; Coleoptera; Silphidae
Product: transmembrane protein 115
Exons: 3
Coding region: 168-1241 (357 amino acids)
Biological process (GO): retrograde vesicle-mediated transport, Golgi to endoplasmic reticulum
Cellular component (GO): Golgi apparatus; membrane
Source: RefSeq, a predicted model, not a curated record